Emiliania huxleyi CCMP1516 is the source of this 1221-nucleotide messenger RNA. RefSeq lists its product as hypothetical. The transcript is spliced from 4 exons. The record is from RefSeq and is a predicted model, not a curated record. The coding region runs from base 1 to 1221 and encodes 406 amino acids. NCBI's taxonomy places the organism in Eukaryota, Haptophyta, Isochrysidales, Noelaerhabdaceae.
AUGCCGCCCGCGGAGUUCGUGCUGCUCCCGCGCGAUUUACCUUGGGAGCGUGCGUACGACCGCGAGGACGCGAACGCGCCGCAGAUCGCCAAGCUGCGCCUCGCGCUCCCUGCCGACUACCCCGCCGGGACCGUCCUCAAGCUGCCCAUGCCGUGUGCGUGCAGCGAGCACACGUCCCGCUUCACUAAGAUCAAAGCGGGGACCUCAGUGGUCAUCAAGUGGGACCUCGGCAUCUGCGGCCUCGCAGCGCCACCAGAACCGCAGCUCAACUCCGAGCUCAGCAGCAGCGAGCUGAUCAGGAGCGAGCGGAGCAGCACGGGCUUCAAGGGCGUGAGCAUAGUGGGCAGCGGUGCCACGCCGUUCGGUGUCCAAGUGUACCGCAAGGGCACCAGCGUCAUUCUCGGCCGCUACGCCACCGCGGAGGAGGGGGCGCGGGCCUACGCGGCGACGCCAGAGGGCAUCGCCGACCUGGCGGCAAGGGAUGCGCCACCACCGCCGCCGCUCCCCUCCAACUCCGAGCUCAGCAGCAGCGAGCUGAUCAGGAGCGAGCGGAGCAGCACGGGCUUCAAGUGCGUGAGCAAAGUGGGUAGCGGUGCCACGCCCUACCGAGUCCAAGUGUACCGUAAGGGCAAGACCGUCACUCUUGGCCACUUCUCCACCGCAGAGGAGGGGGCGCGAGGCGUGUACAAAGUGAGCAGCGGUGCCACGCCCUACUAUGCUCAAGUGUACCGCAAGGGCACCACCGUCAUUCUCGGCCGCUACGCCACCGCGGAGGAGGCGGCCCUCCGCUACGCACGCUCGGUAGAGGGCAAGGCUGAGCUGGCGGCCAGCGGCGGCGUCGAGUACCUCGUCGCGUGGAAGGGUUGCUAUGCCCCCUCCUGGGAGCCCGCCUCCAACUUGGCGGACGAGGAUGGCGCGGUGUGUGCGGCGCUGCUGGCGUGGUGUGCGUCGCGCGUUGCGCCGCACCAGGGCGGCCCGGCGACCGAGCUUGGUAUGCCGGCGGCAGAGCCCCUCCCGCCCCUCGGCAUGCCGGCGGUGGUGCAGGCUCUCGAGGGGGUCGGGCUGGGCCGGUACGCGGCGGCGUUCGAGGAGCAGGGCUAUGAUGACCUCCGCUACUUGCGGACGAUGGACGCGGCGGAGCGCGCCACGGUGGCGGAGAGCGUGGGCAUGAAGCAAGGCCACGCCGACAAGUUUGUCAAGUUCGCGUUUGAGCCGGCGUAG